AUGUCGCCUGAGCAACUUCAAAUUUUGCUCUCUCAAGUCAGUGCUGAGUUCACCCGCAAGAGCUCCUCCACUUCUGACUCUGCCAACUUCGUCGCACCAGAUCUCGUCGACGACCAGCUGUCGUCGGACGAGCACGGUGCUGACAAGGCUGACGUAGGUCGCGAUUUGCCAUUAGAGCCCGAGGUAGACCCAAUACUAGACGCUGGAUCUGCUGACGGUAACUUGCCUGUCACACUUUCGCCGGCUCUAGAAGCAGCGGACGAUGCGGACGAAAACGUCAGUGGCGAAAGCGAGGCCGACGACGACAGCGGUGACGACGACCGCUCCUUCCCUAGGCGCAAGAAGGGUUCCGUUGCUGCUAUGCAUGGCGGUGCUCCUAACACUACGUCGAAGCGGAAGCGCAAACGCCAGACGAUACGGAAAGAAGUUGUUCAGCCUGUUGACAGAGCCCAGGCUGCAGCUUCUGAUCAGCAGCGCACGGUUGAGUUGCAGCAGGAGACAUUGGCGGGCGUUCGGCGGCAACUGGAGGAGAGUCAGCGGGCGAAUCAAUUGCUCCAGGCAAGCAGGCCGGCCUCAACGUCUUCCGCGCUGCCCGUCAACGUUGCAAGCACUUUGCGAGGCCUCAACGAUCACCGUUCAACUCUGGCGCCUGCAGUCGCACCUGGGGCGGUCGGACGCUCGUUGGCAACCUCCGUGAUUCCUGCGCUGCUCGCGCCAAACGCCUCUCGCUCCCUUGGCACCCCCCUCGCUUAUCCGGGAACCCCAACACCUCGACCAGAUGCUCGUGAACCUUCGACCAAGCUUCCGGAAUCGCUUACCGAGCUCACCUUUUUCACGGCAAAGUGCAACCAAGCGGUUCUCUACUUCGUUGCUGAGGCUCCCCCGAGGGAGAUUAACUUCUGGCCUGAGCCGCAGGAGUUGAGGCAGCAACUCAUCCGUACGUAUCAGCUGGUGAACGUUUCUGAGGAAACGUUCAACCUUGUCAUGAACUCUCACCCGGAACGGGAGAGGAUUCUUAAAGACAAGGUCGGCGAGCGUCGGGGCAACCUCUUCACGCAGGUCAAGACGUGGGCACAUGGGCCAGGCGGGUUCGUCAGGGAAUCGAAGAUUCCCAUGCUGGCUGCUGAGAACAUGGCGCCGGUGCAGCGCCGCAACGUCCAGCAGUGGCACCUUUUCUAUUUCGAUCGUAAGUACUCGGCUCGUUUUAACGUUGCAUGCCCCGAGCACUUCCAGCCGUUUUUUCCUGAGAUCCACAUGUAUUGUGCUUACAUCGAGCUGAUUUCUGUGCUUGCAGCCGUUUAUGGCAGCAAGUGGCACUGCGAUCCUGACACGGGGCGCCCGUUCGCCAACAAGGCGUUUGAUAUGGCGCUCUGCAAGGGACUUGGCGGUCGCAGGUGUAAGACGAUGUUUGCCAAGAUCCCAGUGGUGGCAACGAUUUGCCAUGUGGUUGAAUGGCCCAUGGCAAAUGCGGGGAGCCGUGACACGCCUGCCCUAGAUGGUAGUGACUCGAACAACAGGAGGGAAGUGCAGCUGAAAGUGGGGGUGAUUAUUGAUUGGAUUAAGGAUAGGUUAUCCCGUGGGGAUAAUAUCUAUCGCGACACUGCCCCUGCAGGCUUUCAGAUGGGAGCAAACCCGUUAGUGCGUAUUGUGAUCGCAGGGUUUGAGGACGAGUUUGCUGGGUUGCUGCCAGGAACCCUGUCCCGCCUUUCAAAGGGGUGUGACAGUCCCGCCUCUUCAGGAGUUGUCAAAGCGUCUCACCUCCCUGUGAGCCUCUCACCCCCCUCGUCUCACCUCCCUGUGAGCCUCUCACCUCCCUGCGAGCCUCUCACCACCCUGAACCUAGAGUUUGUCGCCAUUAGAGGCACCCUGCCCGCCAGCAUGGGCAACAUGACCAACCUGCAAGAGCUGACAAUCAGCCGGGUGGAAUCGGGCAGCAUCCCGGCCUCCUUUGGUAACAUGGCCAGCCUGCAAUCACUGAUCAUCAGCGUGAGUGACAACGACUCCACAGGAGCUGCCCUCUCAGGGCCCAUCCCUGAAUCGUUCUCCAACCUCAAGAACCUCAUCUCGCUCGACCUCACCAACAACAACAUUGGGCCGCUCACUGACAGCAUCGGCACCAUCCCCAACCUGGAGUACCUGAGCCUCGACUACACGGGUGUGGGCGGCUCCAUUCCAUCCGGCCUUGGCUUGCUGUCCGAUCUUCAAAUCCUGAGGCUCGAGGGCAACAAUCUGACUGGCACGCUUCCACCCACUCUGGGCGUACCAUAUCUGGACACCCUAAAAUACGAUUCCACCAUUGCCUGCCCUGCCAGAGGCACCCCGUGUGUGGUGGAGCAAAGAGAGUUCAGCAAGUUCUGCACCCCCCCUCCAUCCAACAACACCAACAACACCAACAACACCAACAACACCAACAACACCAGCGCCAACACCAACAACACCAGCGCCAACACCAACAACACCAGCGCCAACACCAACAACACCAGCGCCAACACCAACAAAACCAGCAAUGCGAGCGCCAAUGAGCCAUCCGCCAGCGCGGGGCUGACCGUAGGAGCCAUCGUGGGCAUUGUGGUGGGCGUGCUGCUGCUGGUCGUCUGCGUCGUUGCCACCGUCUUCGUCGUCAUUCGCUGCAGAAAGAAAAUUGAAGCCGCAGCCCCUCUGGGCACCUAUGCCAAGGACUACGUCAGUUACCAGCCAGAUGCCACUGCAAAGCGCAUCGUCGGCGCUUUAACCUAUCGCUCGUUUUCGUCGAACAUCAUCGUUUCAUUCCCUCUCCUCGUCGGGCCGUCGCCCGUCACCCUACAGCUUCUCGUCGGGCCGUCGCCCGUCGCCCCGCAGCUUCUCGUCGGGCCGUCGCCCGUCGCCCCGCAGCUUCUCGUCGGGCCGUCGCUCGUCGCCCCGCAGCUUCUCGUCGGGCCGUCGCCCGUCACCCCGCAGCUUCUCGUCGGGCCGCCGCCCGUCGCCCAGCAGCUUCACCUUCGGGCUGCCGCCCGUCGCUCCGCAUCUGCACUCCUACCCCCAUCCCUCCCCCCCCCCCCUCCUUUCCCGCAACUACGCAGCCGAGCAGCAGUGUAG
Closterium sp. NIES-65 is the source of this 3075-nucleotide messenger RNA. The record is from the annotation of a GenBank genome assembly. NCBI's taxonomy places the organism in Eukaryota, Viridiplantae, Streptophyta, Zygnematophyceae, Desmidiales, Closteriaceae.